AUGGAAGACGCAAACAAUUUCAGCACUUUGGACAGCGGCGAGUCUUCGGAAGAACCGCUGUCAUCCGUUAUUUUGUGCACUGUGCUGACGGUCUACAGCGUGACCAUCGUGGUUGGGGUUUUGGGGAAUGUCACUCUGAUUAAAGUAUUCUUCGCCGCCAAGAGCAUGCAAACAGUGCCAAAUAUCUUCAUCGCGAGCCUCGCGGUCGGGGAUACUGUGCUGUUAAUAACAUGUGUUCCAGUGGAAACGACGCGCUACUUGGCAGACACCUGGUUGUUCGGUCGAGUUGGCUGUAAGAUCAUUUCCUUCAUUCAGCUCACCUCAGUCGGAGUAUCUGUUUUCACGCUGACGGCACUAAGCGCGGACAGAUACCAGGCUGUUGUGAGGCCCCUGGAUGUGCAGCUCUCCAAUGCCAAACAGCGCACCUGUAGCUGGGCUGGUCUCAUCUGGGUGGUAUCUAUGCUCCUCGCUGUCCCCGAGGCCAUUUUCUCUGACCUCUAUUCCUUCACUGUGCCGGGGACCAACCGGUCCCUGGAGACCUGCGCACCCCAGCCACCGUCAGGGAGAAGGUGGCAGGAGAUGCACUCCCUGGCAUAUUUCUUGGUCCUCUACCUGGUCCCGCUGACUGUCAUUUCGACCUAUUACUGCCUAAUUGCCAGGACGCUGAUGUGGAGCAGCUCCAGCAUGCCUGGGGAGGAGCACUCCCAUGUUCGAAAACAGAUUGAAUCUCGCCGGCGCUUGGCCAAGACGGUGCUGGUGCUGGUGCUUCUAUUCGCCCUGUGCUGGCUGCCCAACCACCUGCUGUACCUGUACCGCUCCUUCAAUUAUCAGUCCAUCGACCCCUCCAUCGCUCACCUGCUGGCCACCUUCCUGAGCCGGGCCCUGGCCUUCAGCUCCUCCUGUCUCAACCCCUUUGCCCUCUAUUGGCUCAGUCGAUCCUUCCGCAGGCACUUCAACCGGCAGCUGUGCUGCCUCUGCCCCCGCCGCCUCUGUCAGUCCCGCUGCCCCCGGCAACCGCAUCCGUGCACCAGCACUGACCACGGCACCACCUCUAACACCAGAGCAUCCCUGCCUCUCACUGACGUGAAGAGCCACCCAGAGGAUGACACCGGUAGACGGGUGGAUGAGGAGUGA
Megalops cyprinoides (Indo-Pacific tarpon) is the source of this 1134-nucleotide messenger RNA. Its product is annotated as phe13-bombesin receptor-like. The record is from RefSeq and is a predicted model, not a curated record. Gene Ontology annotation, biological process: G protein-coupled receptor signaling pathway. NCBI's taxonomy places the organism in Eukaryota, Metazoa, Chordata, Actinopteri, Elopiformes, Megalopidae. Gene Ontology annotation, cellular component: membrane. Bases 1 to 1134 code for a protein of 377 amino acids. Gene Ontology annotation, molecular function: G protein-coupled peptide receptor activity. The transcript has 3 exons.